ACUGCCCCCUAGUGGAGUCACAUGCCACAGUCACACACAUCAGGAGCAAUUUGGGGUACAGUAUCUUGCUCAAGGACACUUCAACAGAGCUGGCAGUCGAGCCACCAUCCUUCCGACUAGAGGACGACCCGCUCUUUGUCCUGAGCCACAGCUGCCCUACCUGAGUUAGAUGAUACCACCAGUGCUGAGGAAGUAUUUUUACUUAGAUUACAGUAAAUAUUAUAGUGUCAAAAUAUUCUGUUACAAGAAAAAGUUCUGCAUUUAAAACACUUAUUAAAGCUCCAGUGUGUAGGAUUUAGUGGCAUCUAGCAGUGUGUUGCAGAUGGCAACUCUCUUGCUUCACCAUCCCCUUUCCAAGGAGAAACUACAGCGGCCAUGAAACUCGCAAAACACUCAAAAAUGAAACUCCCUAUCAGAGCCAGUGUUUGGCUUGUCUGUUCUGAGCUACUGUAGAAAGAUAGCAGCCUCUAUGUAAGGCGACCUGCGGCAUCUGUAGAUAAAAACAGAUUAUUCUUAAGUAGCGCAAAUGAUUAAGUUCGUAUCUUCUGUUGAUUAAACACUAAUGCAAACAUACCUAUGAAUAUUAACUGCCAAGAGAUCCUCCUAAAUGUUGACUCAAUAAAGAGGGUCACUAUAUUUUGACUCCAGUUCACUGUGUCAAACCACUGACUCUAACCGCUGGCCCACUGAGCUGCAAACAGAAAAACACAAGUUUUUUUUUUUAAGUUAACUGCAUUAAGUUGGAAGCAUCUUACAGUUUGCUUAUGAAAAUAAUAAAAUAAAAAUGUAGCCACCAGCCAACAUCUCUGGUUAAAUGUUUCUUGUAAAAACAGAGUUCUGGAGUAAGUUUAUUCUAGUAAUUAUAUACUAUUAUAGUAUUAUAGUAAUACUAAAGCCCCUGCACACCAAUAAUAGUUCACGUACACACUGUUGUUGACUAAAUUAACACAGAACUCAGUGUUUAAAAAGUAAAUGAUGAAACACCUUGGAAUAUUAUAUUUGUAGAUGCUAUGAAUAGGAUUUGUAUUUUGUGCUGGGAACAAAUACACAUACUCAUACAUACAGACAAAUAGUGUAAAUUUUACACAUGUUUGUUUUUUUGUUUAUUUUUUCUAAUUUGUAUUAUGUCUGUUAUGUGUUGAUUGUGAUGUUUUAAUGUUUAAUGUAUGUUUUAAUAAAAUUGACACCGCUAAUAAGUUUUAUGUAUGUCAUUUUUGUUGACUGUAAUGUUUAUUGUAUGUUUUUGUUUGUUAUGUGUUCAUUUGUAUCGACUGUUCUGUUUUUUUAAUGUAAACCCCAGGAAGACUAGAGGUGCUUUAUGGCACAGCUAAUCGGGAUCCUAACAGAUAAAACAAAAAAUAAACAACACAAACACAUGUUUUCACUUAUGUUGCCUGAUUAGACCUCUUCUUGAACAUAGUGAGCCUAUAAAAAGUACUUGACUUACAUCUCCCUCCCCACUGUUGGUAUUGUUAAGGUUCCAUUAGGGUAUUUAAAUGUCAUAAACAAAAAGUUUAACAUACAUUUACUUAGCAGUUUGAGGAGGAUGGGGGCCAUGAACACACUUGAGUCCCUAUAUUCCCAGUGACAGCCCUGCUCACAAUAUCACAAGUAUUACAGUCUGGUGUGUCAUCGUGCAUGCAGUGGAUGUCCUGAUUUAACACUCUCUUUCUGGGUUUAUAAGAAUCAAAAGAUGCCAAGUGUGGAUGUAAGGCGGAGCUCCCUGCUGUUUUUGAUACCGCAUCAUGUGAUUGAUGUUUAUUUGAAAUGACUCCACACCAGAUAGCAGCAUCUGCCAGAUAUUCUUCCGCAUCCUCCCACAAUCGGUGCCAGAGCUACCCGCAGUGAUCGUCCCGUUCACCACUGGCAGUCACUGCCUCAUUGGCUCUAGCCGGAUUUUUCAAAACGGUGUUCUGAUAUAGUUUAUCCCAGUUACACACUGCACAUGGGAACGUAAACCCAGCUGACUAGUUUGAGUUUAAUUGGCAGGGUGUGGGUAUGAGUAGUUUCUGCACAUGUUUCUGAGACUGGAGCAUUGGGGCUCCCCUUAAAUUUUAAGCAUGGACACAUUUGGCCUGGUUAGUGCGCUAAAAGAUGAAAGGCAUCGCUUGAAUUAAUAGUUUCCACAGGAGAGAACAUCAAAGAGCCUCAAAUAUUAAAAGUAUACAUUUGAGGUUUAUACUCUGCAGCUGCCUUUCGUUUUUAAUGUUUUAAAAAGGCAUUCUUUUUCUUAAGUUAUUUUUAUGGUCAUUCAGGAGUGAUCCAGAUAAUCCUGCACAGUCUUCAGCCCAAACAUGAAACAGAUUGUACUGUAACACUGUGGAACACAAGGAAGAAGAGCUAAUGGUUUUUCUUAUUCAGAAACAACUUUACUCAUUUGUGUAAGCUGUUGAUAAGUCACAGCAUUUCGGAAGAGAGAGAGAGAGAGAGAGAGAGAGAGAGAGAGAGAGAGAGAGAGAGAGAGAGAGAGAGAGAGAGAGAGAGAGGGUACAGACUGAGGUGGCAGUUUUUCCUCAUAACGUCUAAACCAGUACUCAACACAAGGGGGCAGUCUCAUUCUGUAUACAUAGAGGCAAUGUACUCAAUAUAAGAAGUGAUCAAUAUUUCCAACAUUGUUCCAAAAGUACUCCAUACUGUAGUCCUUAAAGGCAACACAGCUUUACUAUGAAUGAUGUAUAAACUGUUGGGAAUAUAUAAUAAUAAAUAAAGAGUAUUACAUCAAUUCUUUAAAGCGGACAGUGCAAGGAAACAACUGCAACACCAAACUGACUGCGACACUCUUAUACAUAGCAAUAAAGACUAUUCUCAUAUUCUGGAUUUCUAAGGACAACCCUGCUCUGGAUGAUUGGUAUAAGCAGGUACUGGGAAUACUCCCCCUGGAAAACCUGACCUACACCCUCCAUGACAAUGUCAAGAGAUUUAAUAAGAUUUAGCAUCCAGUCGUACACAUGGUGGUGGAUCCCUCUGGGCUUCAAUACUAACACUGGAACAGACAACGGCACUGCCCAGUGAUUUGAAUGUAAUAACAGUAUGUCAUCUUUUGGUGGUGUAGAUGUGUUUGUUUCACUUCCCUUUUCUGUUUUAAAAAAAAAUCAUAUUUGUGAAGUAAUCACCCCCUGGUUUUUGUGUGAUUUGUUAAGGUAUUUCAAAAACAAUGAAAAAUGUGGUUUAGUGCGUAUUUGGAACUGGAGUAUAUCUAACUGUUGCCAGAAACUCAAUAUCAGAAAUCUGACCUCUUGUGUAUCACAGUGAUGUAUUCUGGUUUCACUAUAUUGGCAACUGAAGCUGAUGUAAUCCCAUUAUAUUGUUGCUGUUUGUUUCACGCCUUAAAAACUAACAAAAGAGCUGGACACAUCUUAUCUCACAGCAUCAGAAAGCUGCAAUAUGCUACAGAAUCUCCAGUACUGUAGUACAAAAAUGAUCAAUUUAUCCAUCUAUCUAUCCAACUAUCUGUAUAUGUGUUCAUACAGCAAACAGACAGUACAUUAUGGACAGAAUCUCAAUGCAAUUCUAAUCUCCAUCCAGUAUUUUAUACUGUUUGUCCAGGAGGGGCAUCUGAGGUGAAAGUACUAAAUAUUUAGCCCCUUUGUUUGAAUGGUAGUAACGGACAUAUAUCAAAUUAAAUUCAAUAUCACAGUUAAACACUGAUUAAUGGUGUAAUUUAGUUUUGUCCAAUUAGGUUUUAAAAGUUCAAUGAAUAUAAAAAGGGUUCAUAAAAGUAUAUGGGCUGCAAAUUGAGCUCUACUGGUGGUUUGAUUUACUGAGAACAUAAUUCAUUCAUUUUGAAAGAUGCUGACGUUGAAUGUUUUAAAACAAUCAAAAUGAUCCUGUAUAGACUUCUUUCCAAACUGCCUUAAAAAAGUAAAUUGAAUAUAGAUCUAUGUAAAGAAAUGUAAAACAAUUAGUCAGGAAAAGAGAACGCAUUAAUGAUCAUAGUAGAAAAAAUUCAAAGCUUCAAAAGUCAAUUUUAAGGGAAAAGGGUUUCUGUAACGCAGACUAUCAUUACACAGAUGUCAGUUUGUUUGUGUGUGUGUGUGUGUGUGUGUGUGUGUGUGUGUGUGUGUGUGUGUGUGUGUGUGUGUGUGUGUGUGUGUGUGUGUGUGUGUGUGUGUGUGUGUGUUGGCUGUCUCCAGAUGUGUACACACUGCCAUGUGAGUCUGGCAACAGAACAGCAAACACACUAAACUUCUUGGCUAACGUGUGAAGUGUGCCGUGACCUCUGGCUCCCCAUGUGGCCACCCAAUUAGGUUUGUUAAGGCCAACAUUUGUCUUAUUUAAUGACUAAAUUCUUAAGACAGUGACGCCUCGCAAUGAAUCCUUUUAUACCUACUAAAAGAACAAAUAUUAACUCAAAAAUAAACUAGAUUAAACUAAAACAGUGUUUGUCUGUGUACUAAAACAGUACAAUCUUACAAACAACAAUUGUUUGUUAUUUUACAUGGCUGUGAACAUACAAUCUGAUUUAAUCUGAUGACUAAAUGCUACAUGGUCUAUCUUCAGAAGAGAUACAGUGUUCAGAAUAAGGUUUAAUCAUGUCCAUAGUAUUGGUUAGACUGACUUCAGUGCAUGAAGAAACUAUAAAAAAUGUAUAAACUCCUUUCAUACUCUUCUAUUAGUCACAUCAAAGUUAAAACAAAUGCUGAAAGUGAUUUGCAAAUAUUAUUUGAGGCAGUACUGUUGUGAAAGCACUGCCAAAGCCACACAUAAAGAGAUUUACAGGCCAGCUCAGAAUUUGGACCGCUAGUGUUAAAACUAAAUAGACACAAAGAAAAAAAGUGAAGCAUAAACACAACUGCACCCGCCCCAAUGUGUUGCACAGACUCUCACAGACUCAUACAUGUACGUGGUGGUUUUUUUCAUGCAGGAAAUGUGGCCUCACCCUGGUCAUAAUGUGGCCAUGUCGAGAAGUCCAUGAACAGUCUGACGUAGGCGUGUGUGACGGGCAGGUGAGUGGAAGCUAAAACAGCUGUAGCUGUGUGAUGCCAUUCAAGGAAAACUAUGGGUGGAGCCGCCACCGGCCUGCAGAAUAAAGCUGCACUUGUUUCACAGCACCAGAAAGUCCAAGUCUGGAUGCUUGUGCGCUCUGCAACAUGUUUCACAUGAUACAAUGAGAGCUUGUUUACACAUCAAGAAGGUAAAAGAGCUCAGGGAGAAUAUGUAACACACACUGUUGUGUAUCUGCACUGAACAGGGUGUUUCCAGGUAGAAGAGGUGGGACCGGGUACAAACAGGAUACAGGAAAUGGGCUUGCGUCUAAAGAGGGUCAAUCGAGAAAGAUGCCUGCAGAAUAAUGGACACAGUGUUACUCUUGUUCAAAAUGAGGUCAUGUUACAAUGUCACAGCAAAACAUUUUUCAAGAAUGUCGUUUAUGGUGGUCUGCACAUAUAUAUAUGCUCAAUGAUAGAAGCUACUUCCUUACAAGUAAAAGUCCUUCAUUCAAAUGCUACUCGAGAAAGAAAAUUAGUAUUAUCAGCUACAUGUAAUUAAAGGAUCAAGAAUCCUCGUUCUGCAGAAAAAAGGCCCCUGUGACUGAUAUGUGACAUUAUUAGACUGUUAAUGCGUAACCAAUGUUAUAAAGUUGUAGCUGAUCAAGCUAAUUUUCUUUCAUUUAUAAACAGUUAGAUAGGAUAGUCCAGUAGUUGUCAAUCUCUUUUGUGCCCUGCUGUGAUAUUUUUUGUCCUGCACUUGAAUAAACUUCCAUCUUUUAGAGCACACAAAUCUUAUCUAAUCUUUGUUUUUUGUUUUAAAUAGUGGACCUCUCAAACAUUUAUUUCAGUGAAAAAUCUUUAACGUUCAGAAGGGAAAUCUUUGGUGGAACUGCAAACCACUUAAAGCAAUCUGAAACAUGAGGUCAGGGGUCAGAUUUUACUUAACAGUGUAUUGUUAUCUAAUCUGAAAAGUAUCCAGUAAGUACAGCUGCAAGAUAAACCUAGUGGAGUAAAAAAGACUCAGACACAUAAAAAAACAGACCUUCAAACUGUUGUUUAGGCAAUUAAUGAAAACGGUGUUGUUUUGUUUGCUCCAUCCUCACCCACCUUCAUUUGGACUGUCUGCAUAGUCACCGACAGCCUCGUCAAGCAUAUAUAAAUAAUAAGGUACAUUUUUACCUUGUAAAAGAAAGACAUGCAUAUUCUAAUGCUGUAUUCUCUAAUGUAAUAAAAGAGAGGAACAGACUGGACAGAAAAGAUUUUAGAGGCCAAAAGGAAAUGUAAGAUUUAAAUAACUCUACUAAAGGUUUCUUUUAAAGGCUUUAAUGUGUUCAGUUUGUCCUCCUAAAGCUGAUAUUGUAAAUUCCACAUUUCAUUUAGAAAUAGUUAAAUUGAUUGUGAUGAAUAAAGCUAAAAUGUGUCUCAGUCUAACGGACCUUAAAGUGGAAAGUGUUCUGUGGCUUUUUCUCCACUCAGGGUGGUGAACGCACUCGACUGUACAAAGACUUGUGUUGUGAAUGAAUGUGCGGGCUUGUGGGGCAAGGCACUCAGUCCUGGGCGUGUACUGUCACAACCUUCAACAGAGGGUAUUUAUUUUUAUUUGUUCCCGCUCCUGGAGGUUUGCUGUUAGGUUUGGGUUUACACUGUGUGUAAGUAAUAGAGCUCAAGAUGUUUCACAGAUUUCACUUUAGAGACUGCCAAGCCAUCAAAUAACCUCAACAAUAUCAUCACAGAUCAUAUAUGAAAAAGCAUGUGUGGACUCCCAUACAGAUUUCAUUCAAUAUUAUAUAUUUUGUGUAUGCUGGUUUAGUACCACACACUAUGUGACAUUAUACUAGAGGAUUUUUAUAAUCAAUUAAUCGUUUAAGUCAAAUGUUUUUCCAUUUCAAGCCACUUUUGGGAGUCAAACAAUGCACUUCUUACUCAAUUUAAUUUAUUUGAUAGUUUGAGUUACUAGUUAUUUUGGAGAUAAUCAACUCAGAGAGUAUGUACUAUUAUAGAUUAAAUUACCCAGCAGUCAAUAAGUUAGUAGGAAAGUAGUACAAUCAGUGUGACAUUAGUGAUACUUACACAUGAAUGCAUCAAUGAUUAUAAUCCAAUAAUAUAAUGAAUAUUAUUCUGAAACGGGCCAUUCUGCAUAAUGAGUACUUUCAUUUUGGUACUAUUGGUAUAAUUUGAUGCUAUUACUUGUGUAUUCCUAAUGUAACAGAGUAUUUCUAGACUGUGGUAUUGAUACUUUUACUUAAGAAAAAGAUCUGAAUACUUUUUAAUUUCUGGGAAAGUGUGGACAUAUAUUUUCUUUUAUAGACUAAGCAAUUUUUAAAAAAAAUAAUGAACACAUGAAUCAAAGAAAGAAAAUGAAUUGCAGCCCUACACUGUAUGACAACUUAAUGUACAUGAACAAUGAAUGAGAUAUUCUCUACUGUAGGUCAUUCUGAGGAUGAUGAUGAAGAAAGAAUUUAACUACAGAGAAUAUAAGCUGGAAAUGGCCACACAGGGUAAUAUCACAAUGUGGGCCCUUAAGGAGCAACUUAUCUCACAUAUGCUUUUUUAGUUUUAAGUAUUAGCCAGGUAUUGUGAUCCAUAGGUCAAUUUACCUUUUUCACAGCAGACAUUUUGACUUAGAAUAGUAGGAAGAGUGUCACGUGUCCCAGUAAGCCAUGGCAGUGUGACAGUCAGCCAGCAUGCACAAUACCAGGAUCCUGAAACUGAAGCAGCUCAAAGGAACUGAGCCAUCAUUAAUUUUAUUAGUUACACUUGUGCUUUUACUACUGUGACAUGUCAAAAUGUCCUCUCUAAAAAAGGGCCUAUAUGCUAAAGGAUCAUACACAAUACAGAAUAAAUCUUCUUCAUACUACAUGAACUACAUCCACUUGUCAUCUUGGAUUAUUAUGUAUUUCCACUCUUACCCUAAAAUGUAAAAAGGUCUAUUUUGGGACAAGGACUUGUGUUGUGAACUCUGGACGUGAUGUGCUAUUUCCCCUCUGGUUUGCCGUGAUGUCACCAUGGGAAUAUAGCUCAUGGGAGUUCAGCCUUUGCCCUGAUUGGUAGAGACAGCCUUCAAACUAGAUGUAUAAUAAAAACUGUAUUUUCUAUAAAGCUGAGUAUGACAGAAAACCACAGGAAUGACACUGAAUGCAAAGGUAAGGGCUCUCUUCCCUCCUCUAGUGUCACUGUGGUGUUACUUUGAGGAGGUUGAGUGGGAGGAGAUAUGCAGAUGGUGCCAGUGGAGCCCUAUUAGUGGUGUCUGUAGUCCACCAACCUCACAGUGGACUGUUGUCACUCCAGUCCACCACACCCACAGCCAGCGUUAGGGUCAACAUUCACAGGGUGGCAUUCUGCUUUAUGCACAGACGAAAAAAGGUUGUAGUGCGGAGACUGAAGUCUUUUUUUUUUUUUUGUUACCUUUUUGUGUUUUGAGAUAUCUUCUUUUGUCAGAGGCCUGGGAAUAAAAUAAUUUCCGUAUCAAGUGAACGGAGUGGAAUAUUUAGGGAAUUACUUUCCUUUUAUGGAGAAAUACUUUUUUCUACUGUGAGAUCAACUUUACCUCAGUUUGAAGACUUUUUUUUACUAAGAGUUUGACUUUUAACACGUGGAUAAUCAAGGAUGCAUUCUGUGAUGGCGGUGAGUCCUUUUGUGUUCAUGACUCUACUUCUGUCACUGGUCGAAACCAAGUUCUACAGACCGUUCCAGUUUAACCAGUAUAAAGCUGGGCUCACUCAACACCAUGACCAAGGGAAACCCACCAGCAGACACAAGAACCACUGUGCCUAUGUAAUUGAAAAGACAGUGUCCUUCACCGUGCAGGAUGGGGCAGCCCCAUAUGUAAAAGCUGAGUACAACAAGUGUUCCUGGGGUCAGAAAUGUCCGACUCUUCUGUAUCGUCUGAUGUACAAACCACUCUACAAGGUGGCACAUAAAACUGUCACAGAGCUGGAGUGGCGCUGUUGUCCCGGGUACUCUGGUUAUGGCUGCAUGGAGGGACAUCCAGUUUACCAACACCCCAUGAAAAUGAUGCCGCCAUUCAAGGGUCCGUCAAUGAAAGGCCCACAGUUUAAGGGGCCGCAGUUUGAGGGCCCACAGUACAAAGGCCCCAUGUUCAAGGGUCCCAUGUUCAAGGGCCCACCUAUUAACACUGUUAUGAAGGCCAACCCAUGGAGUCAAUCUAAAGGACCUCCCACCAACGGUUUUAACUCAAUGCACCACUUUGGGCCUCCAAGGUCCUCCUCCUACCCAGACACCUCUUUCGAGCCCUAUCCGUCUGACCCAGAGCCAAUGCCAGAGCACCAGGAACCACAUCACACAGAACACGAUCAAGAACAUGAGCAUGAACAUGAUCAUAGCCAAGGACCUGAGGAACACAUACCAGAGGAAAUCCCUCUGCCUGCCUCUGGUGGGGAACAGCCUCAGGGUGAGACCAUAGGCCAGACUCUAGACAGUGAGACAGAAGAACGAAUAUAUAGAAUGGAGGAGGAUGUACAACGUCUAAACCAGGGUCUGGAGACCCUGAGGGGAACUGUGAAUGGACUGGAAGAUAGUCUACGAGCCUCUUUGAGAGAGGAUGCCAACAGGAUGCUGUCAGCUCUGCUCUCUGCUGCCCCUGGUCCUGUUCCCGCUCCAGCUGUAGCCUCUAGUCCAUCCACUGUAGGGUUUGUAGAGAUUCCCGGGGGAGACCCUGAGACAGAGGGUCUGGAUGGCACACAUGUGUUUCCAGGCCUUACGGAACUGAAUGGAAGAGUAGAGGAGCUCAGGACAGUGCUGCAAGCCAAGACAGCAGAGCUGCAGGAACUUAAAGCAACAGUGAUGGGACAUGAUGGAGCACUGAAGACAAUGUCAAAUAGAGCAGGAGUGGUAUCAGACUCCACUGGCAAUCUUGUAGGAAAUGCCCAGAGAGCUAUGGAGACAGUGAUGGAUGCAAAGCUGAGUGCAGCCAGGACAGAAAUUCUUGGUGGGUUUGAGAAGCGUGUGGAGAGUGCAGAGGGUCGAUGUGAGGAAAAAGCUGGGGAUGCGCGUCGUCAGUGCCAGAGAGAGCAAGGUGAGAGGCAGGAGCAGAUGGAAGACGCUCUGGAGGAAAGUACCACAGACUUGAGAACAGAGCUGAGAAACCUACAGGCACAGAUCCAUGGUUUAAAGGCUACAGAAAGCUGCGGUGGUAGAGUGAAUGGGCUGGAUGAAAGGGUGCAGCUGCUGGAAACAUCAGUGGCAGGCCUCAACCAGUCCCAGGGGCACCUGAGGGUGGAGCUGGGUGGACACAAAGACCACAUAGAGGGAAUGCUGGAGGGGCGUCUGGGGUAUGUAGAGGCUAAGCUCAACCUCACUGGAAAGAUUAAGAAUAAUGAGUCUGGAAGGAGGAGUGGUAUCCCAGACACAGCUGAGACAGGAGAGGUCCUGGAGGCCAGAAUGGAGGGUAAGUUGAGGGCCCUGGAAGGCCGUUUACUGACGGCUUUGGAGGAGCUGGGUAAUGCCACUGCCCCUGUGCUGCUGGAGGGUCACGCUGUUCCCACUCUGGAGACGGAGCUGGAGUCCCUCCGAGGGAGACUAGAGGUGGAUGUAGACAGAGUGAAGAAGCAUCUGAACAGCCUUGAGAUUCUUUGUUCCUCUUCCUGCUCCUCACCUCAAAACCCAUCCGCCAUCCAGGGAGACUCUGCUGCACCAAGUGCUAAUCGGGGAGAGGAGGACAAUGUGAAGGAGGCACUGGACAUUCAAGGUGACCGUUUGAAUAGUCUCAAUGUCACACUGCAGAACAUCAUGAGGCAUCUAAGUCCCAGGGAUCAGCAGGAACAAGCAGAGGGAGAUUAUCCCAUCCAGGGAGAGCUCACAAUACUCAAAUUCAAUGUCCGCUCAGUCAACCACACCUUAAAAAACCUUCAGGAUUCCCUAGGAACAGUGCUCCACCAGGUGGGGCAAUCCAACAGCUCCUGGCAUGAGAGAGAGGCUCGUCUGGCCCAGCAGAUAAAGGGUGUGGUCCAGCUGGUUGGACAUCAGGCUUCCAUGCUUGGAACAGGUGAGCGUAGACUGACCCGACUUAAGAGUGAGCUGCUGGAGAUGAAGAGGCGGCUCGCUCAGGAGGUCCAGGGCUGCCGGAGCACAGCUAUGGGAGUCCAGAAAGAGGUAACUGAGGUUGGAGGGCGUGUUGCCAGUGUGGAAGACCAGUGCAAGGGCCUGAAUUACUUGGCUGAGGACCUGGAGAGAAUCCGGGAGGAAUUGGAGGGACAAUCAAAUGGGCUUCUCCAGCAAGUCAAUGGGACUCUAUCCAGCCAUGCUCAGCAGCUGACUGAGCUGAGAGGCGAAGUCAGAAACUGCACCUCCAAGAUGGAGACAACACAGCAGAGUUCAGAGAUGGAGCCAGAGCUCAGACGAGGGGACACCUUCACUUUGAAUUAGUUCAGUGUAUAUGGACAGUAGAUUUUAAAAAUGAAUGAAAAAGGACAUAUAUCCUCCAUUUGUAGAGGGGGUCCACUAAAACCCCAUCUUAUUAUUUGAAUUGUAAAAUGCAAAGGUUUUGAACCUGCACUGAAUUAAGGAUGGUUUUAGUUAGCUUACAGUAUAAAAUGAAAUGGCAGCUAAUUCCGACUGCACUAAUAACACAGAAUCUUGAAACUGAAUCAUAAAGGUGCUAAGAUGAACUGUUUGUUAUAAUGGACUGCUAUUUAGAGCUCCAGUGAUUGAGGAAGAGAUGAACAACAGCAAACUGCACCUGUGUUGCUGUACUGUUUCUGUAAAGCUUACAAAAAAGUUUUUACGUGAGCAAUUUAACAAUGUUUACAUGUUUUAGUUUUUGUAUUGUUUUUUUUCUUAUGUCUAGACUAGAAGUAUACAAUAUAUUAUGUUUUUAUAUGGUUUUAUUUCUAAUAAUUAGUUUCUAAUUGUAAUAAUGAAUAAAAUGUGGGUAUUGUGAGCUAUAUACAGUUUGAUUUCAAGAUCUAUCAUUACUGACAAUCCAAUAAACACAUUUCUUCCCUGUU
Dicentrarchus labrax (European seabass) is the source of this 11893-nucleotide messenger RNA. It is a transcript of the gene emilin3a, whose product is annotated as elastin microfibril interfacer 3a. Gene Ontology annotation, cellular component: extracellular matrix. The coding region runs from base 8535 to 11312 and encodes 925 amino acids. The transcript is spliced from 4 exons. Gene Ontology annotation, molecular function: protein binding. The record is from RefSeq and is a predicted model, not a curated record. Lineage: Eukaryota; Metazoa; Chordata; Actinopteri; Moronidae.